UCAUUAUCUCCAACACACAUUUCGCCACAGUUUCAUGGCAAUGUCGCAAUUCUGCUUAAACCGCAGGGUGAGAUCUGUCACUCCACUAAACCCUAGCCUUCUACCGCACUCCUCCACUCAUCUUUACAUUUCAUAAAUUCUCAAAAAAAUUCUCAAAAAAAUUCAGUUUCUGGAUGAUCCUCCACUCCUCUCGCAGGUUAUGCUUGAGUUAUUCCAUGUGCGUGGCUCUGUAUAUAGUUCUGGAGUGAAGAUAUGGUCACUGCACUGCCUGCAAACAUGGAGGACAUAAUGCGACCCUUGUCGACGUACCAAAAGAUACAGGGCCAAUCUCAUCUCUUUUCUUGUAUUUCUCCUCACACACACUCUAGAAAUGCUGGUGUGCACUCUUCGGCCGGUGCAUAUGUAAAUGUAGGACUGCGGACUUUUACCAUGCCGUUAAGCCCGGGAGCUUCCAGGGAAAUUGUUUCACCAGCCUCUCCUUUUAUUAUACCGUCACCAGCAGAGGAAGGCAAAACUUUUAGCAGUUUUAUGGUGGAUUUCCUCAUGGGAGGGGUUUCUGCUGCAGUAUCCAAGACUGCUGCUGCUCCCAUUGAGAGAAUUAAGCUCUUGAUUCAAAACCAGGAUGAGAUGAUUAGAGCUGGUAGGCUGUCUGAACCUUACAAGGGAAUCUCGGACUGCUUUGCUAGAACCAUUAAGGAUGAAGGUGUACUUGCUCUGUGGAGAGGCAACACUGCGAAUGUUAUCAGAUACUUCCCUACUCAGGCCCUCAACUUUGCCUUCAAAGAUUACUUCAAGAAGCUGUUUAACUUCAAGAAAGACCGGGAUGGAUACUGGAAGUGGUUUGCAGGAAACUUAGCAUCUGGUGGCGCUGCUGGUGCUUCGUCUCUCCUGUUUGUGUACUCUCUCGAUUUUGCCAGGACACGACUGGCUAAUGACGCCAAGGCUGCAAAGAAGGGCGGUCAAAGGCAGUUUGAUGGGUUGAUUGAUGUUUACAAGAAAACCAUUAAAUCUGAUGGCCUUAUUGGACUCUACCGUGGAUUUAACAUUUCUUGUGUCGGAAUUAUAGUCUACCGUGGGCUUUAUUUCGGAAUGUAUGAUUCCUUGAAACCCGUCGUGUUAACUGGUAAUUUGCAGGAUAGUUUCUUGGCUAGUUUCAUGCUGGGAUGGGGUAUCACGAUCGGUGCGGGCUUGGCUUCUUACCCGAUCGACACUGUGCGUAGAAGGAUGAUGAUGACUUCAGGAGAGGCCGUCAAAUACAGGAGCUCCCUGGAUGCAUUUUCCCAGAUCGUCAAGAAAGAAGGAGCUAAGUCACUCUUCAAGGGUGCAGGAGCCAACAUCUUGAGAGCUGUUGCAGGUGCCGGCGUCCUAGCUGGCUACGACAAAAUGCAGCUUCUCAUACUCGGCAAGAAGUACGGAUCUGGAGGCGGCGGUUAGCCUCAAAACGGUGAUACAAUAAUGAUGAUGAUGACGACGAAGACUCUGUUCUGUAAAUAGAUGGGCGGUCGACCGCGUUUCAGAAUAAUACUCCGGUACGUUUGUAUGUGCUGUAUAAUUAAUUAUAAAUCUAUAGUUGCAAAACCUGACUUAGGAAUUUCAUAUAGUGGUUUUUCUUGAUGUUGAAUGAUCUCUUGCUUGCCCUAUUUUUGAAGUGUGAUUCAGUUGCAUGGA
This is a messenger RNA of Salvia miltiorrhiza (redroot sage), 1668 nucleotides long. Its product is annotated as ADP,ATP carrier protein 1, mitochondrial-like. Gene Ontology annotation, molecular function: ATP:ADP antiporter activity. Lineage: Eukaryota; Viridiplantae; Streptophyta; Magnoliopsida; Lamiales; Lamiaceae. Gene Ontology annotation, cellular component: mitochondrial inner membrane. The coding region runs from base 253 to 1434 and encodes 393 amino acids. Gene Ontology annotation, biological process: mitochondrial ATP transmembrane transport; mitochondrial ADP transmembrane transport. The transcript has 5 exons. The record is from RefSeq and is a predicted model, not a curated record.